Messenger RNA from Rhizophagus irregularis DAOM 181602=DAOM 197198, 462 nucleotides. RefSeq lists its product as uncharacterized. The record is from RefSeq and is a predicted model, not a curated record. NCBI's taxonomy places the organism in Eukaryota, Fungi, Glomeromycota, Glomeromycetes, Glomerales, Glomeraceae.
AUGUAUGGUCUUCAUUAUACAUCUAAUUUUGAAAUUUUUGAUUUACAUGGACUAAUACGUCUUGUUUUGCCAAGAACACAUUUUUCAUAUAAAAAUCCUACAUUUGAUAAUCAAGCUUGCAUCACUGAAUUUUGCAUAAACAAAAUCGCUAACUUCAUAUACGAACAUAAGAUGAGGGAUCAUCUCGAUCGUUCAAUUAAUUACAUUCGUAGAUUACCGAAGUCAACGAAUUAUAACCAAAGAUUGCAUGAACUUGCCGAUAGAGCGGAAAAUGCUGUCAAGAAGUGGAAAGAGUAUGAAGACAAUAGUACUUCUUCUGAAAAAUGGAAAUAUUUAUCAAACACAAGAUCAUUAUCAAUAAUGAUCUUAACUGCUUAUGUAUUGGAUGCCGAAACCGCAAUAAAAAUAAGCAGGAGAGAUCAAGAAAUUGGUGGAAAAGAUGCUAUGAGCAAAGGAUACUGA